CUCAAUGAUAACAAGACCUGGGAUUAAAAGCUCAGCAGAGCAGAACCACAGAAUGUUGGAGCUGCAAGGGGCUUGAAACAAUCACUCGCUCUCUCGCUCCCUCAAGGUAGCACAGUCUGUCCUUGAAGCUGUUACGGAGGCCGGUUCCCUUCGCACUCCCACCAGACUGCAAGGAGAAAGCUCCAUAGAGGAGCUGGGUAUUUGUUUCUGUUUGCUUUAAAAACUCUAUAGCGUUUGGUGACUGGAUUGGGGGCUGACAUUCCAGGCCCGCGGUAGGAGAGAUGAAGAUGUGAGCGGGAGAGGGGCAGAGGUGACUGAAGCCGUGGGGUUAGGCCAUGACCCCAGAGAAGACACCCGGGCAGCAAUAGUUGCAGGAGAGGGACCCCAGACGAGGCGGAAGACCCUGUUUGGAACCCACGAUAUCCCCGGGAAUAGGCAGACUUAAGCACAGACCCGUACGGAAGACCAGGAGGCGUACGCCGGAACUGUAGGCCAGGGCGGACCCCUACGUGGGUCUCUGGGGGCGCAGGGACCAAUUCACCCGGCCCGCCCCAGGCCUGCCGCGGAAGAAUGUUCUCGGCUUGGGCACGCUUCCGAGCGCAGGCCCGCCUCUCAGGACCAAGCCCGCCAGUCGCGGGAUCCAAGGCGUUUCGGCUGUGCCGGCUUCUGCGCGGUCCUGCUUGCCAUCAGCAGUUCAGUCUUGUCCUAGGCAGGAAAAAUAAGAUCCUUGGGAAACGUUAGUUAAUUGACUGAACGAAUGCCCUUCACAUCAGGAGAGCAGUUGCCUUUUAUUGGCACCCCCGGAGAAACUGAAUGAAAAGUGUGGAGCCGAAAUAGCAAAACAAUCCAUCAAUUUUGCACACGGGGUUUGCGUAUUACAAUUUUGAAGAGUAUGUGAGUACCCGCACAGCUGGAGGCAUGCUGCCCAGAAGCUUAAUGGUGUCGGGAUCUCUAAGCGUUCGGAAUCCUAGAGAAAGCGCCACGGCGUAUUUGUACUGUUUUGUAGAAAGUAGGGAAACGGGAGGGUAAGCGCAAUGCCCUUGUUUCUUCUGUCCAGGGUCGGGAAGCUUCCUUUCCUUGCAUUUCUAUCUGAGGUUUUCUGUGCUCUGUGAGACUCAGAUUUGUUGCUAGAGAAAGCGGGAAUCAAACAAACCAAAAAUCUUUCAAAUGGUGGAAGAAUGCCGCCUCAGUAAGCAUUAGAGGGCGACCAGUAGGGGUGGCGGCUAGCGAGGCCUUCGAUAGCUCAGUUGGUAGAGCGGAGGACUGUAGUGGGUUAUCUGUGGCAAUCCUUAGGUCGCUGGUUCGAUUCCGGCUCGGAGGACUUCGUGUGGUUUUUUUUUUUUUUUUAAAGCUUUGAUAAUUCAAUUACAUGUAAGGAAAAAGGUGUACUUAAGACGCAGGAGUACUGAGGAAAUUCGGUAAGACACAGGAAGUAAUAGUCCGCUUGCAGAACGCUUGUCUUGAGUAUUACACGCAAAGACAACAUGUUCUUUAUAGUCAGGCUUUAUUAUUAUUACAUAUGUGUAGUUGAUUUUUGCUUCAUUUAAAAAAUAUUUCCCACGCCCUACUGAAUAAAUGUCCUAAAUCACAGUUUAUCCACAGGUCAGUGGACAAUCCUGCAUAACCUGUAAGGCAAAGGGAAAAGGUUUUGCAGCAGCUGGGGGAUUAGCUCAAAUGGUAGAGCGCUCGCUUAGCAUGCGAGAGGUAGCGGGAUCGAUGCCCGCAUCCUCCAAGUGAGGCUUUUUACCUCCGGCACAGGAAAUGUUUCUGAAUAUCGGGAGAUCCGCUGAACAAGCGUGAGUUGGGUAUUUUAUAAUGUACUGAGAAGUAGGUAAAGCGAUGUGUACUUGCAUACAAUGUCUUUUUAUUUCACAGGUCAGUCUUUUCCAGUUUAUUUCUGGGUCACUUUGUUUUUUCCUCCUCCCAGCUGGCAGGCCGUUAACCGUUUUCGGAAAAGAAGCGGGUAGAAUCCUCCCACCCUGCCUGCCCUCCAAACCCCCAAACGGCACUUCCUCAGGUACCCCGUAACGUGCGAGGGAACCCUCGCGUUCUGACCAAUGGCAGUGAGCUUUACUGGGCAGGUAGCCAGCCGUAUCUGUGGCCAAUAGGCGGGAGACUUCUUGUUUCCCGGCAGAGCGGGGUCCCGGCACCGCGGCGCUCUGGUUUUGUUUGGGUCCCGGGUGAAGGGCCCGGGUGCCGGGGCCCGAGGUGCCGCCUCGCUAGCGGGAGAGGGAGCGGGAUCACCGGCCGGAGAGAGCUCUCAGGGCCAGAGUGGGGCAGGAGGAUGCUUUCCCAGCCCCACCAUGGAGCUACGCUGUGGGGGAUUGCUGUUCAGUUCUCGCUUUGACUCAGGGAACCUAGCCCAUGUGGAGAAGGUGGAAUCUGUGUCUAGUGAUGGGGAAGGAGGAGGGAGUGGCACAUCAGCCCCCACCAGCAGCAUUGCCUCUUCCCCUGACUACGAGUUCAAUGUGUGGACCCGACCAGACUGUGCCGAAACAGAAUUUGAGAAUGGGAACAGAUCAUGGUUCUACUUUAGCGUCCGAGGAGGAACUCCAGGGAAACUCAUCAAGAUCAACAUUAUGAACAUGAACAAGCAAAGCAAGCUGUAUUCCCAGGGCAUGGCCCCCUUUGUGCGCACAAUGCCCACCCAGCCACGUUGGGAACGCAUUCGAGACCGGCCAACGUUUGAGAUGACAGAGACGCAGUUUGUGUUAUCCUUUGUUCACCGUUUUGUGGAGGGCCGUGGGGCCACCACCUUCUUCGCCUUCUGCUACCCUUUCUCCUACAGUGACUGCCAGGAUUUACUAAAUCAGCUAGACCAGCGCUUUCUGGAGAACCACCCUCCUCACAGCAGCCCCCUGGAUACCAUCUAUUACCACCGGGAGCUCCUUUGCUAUUCUUUGGAUGGACUUCGUGUAGAUUUGCUAACAAUCAGUUCCUGCCAUGGGCUUCAAGAAGACCGAGAGCCCCGUCUAGAGCAGCUAUUUCCUGAUACCAGCUACCCCCGACCAUUCCGUUUCGUAGGCAAGAGGAUAUUCUUCUUAAGCAGUAGGGUACACCCUGGGGAGACUCCAUCUAGCUUUGUCUUCAAUGGCUUUCUGGACUUCAUCCUUCGACCAGAUGACCCCCGGGCCCAAACCCUCCGUCGCCUCUUUGUCUUUAAGCUGAUUCCCAUGUUGAACCCUGAUGGUGUGGUCCGGGGUCACUACCGCACAGACUCACGUGGAGUGAAUCUGAACCGUCAGUACCUGAAGCCUGAUGCGGUCCUGCACCCGGCCAUCUAUGGGGCCAAAGCUGUGCUGCUCUACCACCAUGUGCACUCCCGUCUGAACUCCCAGAGUCCCUCAGAGCACCAGCGCAGCCCCCAUCUCCCUCCUGAUGCUCCCCUUUCUGACCUUGAGAAAACCAACAAUCUCCAAAAUGAAACUCAUCUUGGGCACUCAUCUGAUGGGGAGAACCCUGAGACCUGGAAACAGACAGAGAUAGCAGACCAGAAGCCCAAUAGUAUGUGGAUUAUGCCACAACAGUCUACUGAGGUUCAGGAGCCAGCCCCGGAGACCAUCCCCCCCAAGGAGAGUGGUGUUGCUUACUAUGUGGACCUGCAUGGACAUGCUUCCAAAAGGGGCUGCUUCAUGUAUGGGAACAGCUUUAGUGAUGAGAGCACCCAGGUAGAAAACAUGCUGUAUCCAAAGCUCAUCUCCUUGAAUUCAGCUCACUUCGACUUCCAGGGCUGCAAUUUCUCAGAGAAGAACAUGUAUGCCCGAGACCGUAGAGAUGGCCAGUCUAAGGAGGGCAGCGGCCGUGUUGCCAUCUACAAAGCCUCAGGGAUAAUCCACAGCUAUACACUCGAAUGCAACUACAACACUGGACGCUCAGUAAACAGCAUCCCUGCUGCCUGCCAUGACAAUGGGCGUGCCAGCCCCCCUCCCCCGCCGGCUUUCCCCUCCAGAUACACUGUGGAAUUAUUUGAGCAGGUGGGACGAGCUAUGGCCAUUGCAGCUCUGGACAUGGCAGAAUGUAAUCCGUGGCCUCGAAUUGUGCUAUCAGAGCACAGCAGCCUCACUAACCUACGGGCCUGGAUGCUAAAACAUGUGCGCAACAGCCGAGGCCCGAGCGGCACUGUGAAUGUGGGUGUCAACAAGAAGAGAGGCUAUCGAACUCCACCCAGAAGUAACAAUGGACUGCCUGUUUCCUGCUCUGAAAACACCUUGAGUCGGGCACGGAGCUUUAGCACUGGCACAAGUGCUGGUGGAAGCAGCAGCAGCCAACAAAAUUCUCCACAGAUGAAGAAUUCCCCCAGCUUUCCUUUUCAUGGCACUCGGCCUGCAGGGCUGCCAGGCCUGGGCUCUAGCACCCAAAAGGUCAGCCACCGAGUGCUGGGCCCCAUCAGAGAGCCCCGAAGCCAGGAUAGGAGACGGCGGCAGCAGCCACUGACCCAUCGCCCUACUGCAAGCAGCCUGGUCCCAUCCCCAAUUCCCACUAGUUCUGGCCCAGCCACCUCACACAACCUGGGCUCCUGCCUACUGCGCAACUCGCUCAGCGUAUCAGGGAGUAGCAGUUCACUCCUGUCCUCAGGGGACAAGCCAGAGACUGUCAUGGUGAUUGGGAAAGGUCUGCUAGGGACUGGACCACGGACCCCCUGCAUCAGGACCCGAUUGCAGGUAAUUUUUGGGUCUUCCCCAGUCCCCAGCAUAACAACUCUGGCAGAACUCAACAAGGCACUAUUCAUCUGGGUAGUGGGAGGGGAAAUUCCCAGCACUGCUCUAUAGCCUCUCCAGCUGCUCUGGCAAAUCAGAAGAUGCUGAGAGCCUGUCCAGUGCUCCCAUCCCCAUCAGUUAGGUCUCUCUAUUGCUUGCUUCCAACCCAUGUCCGUGUCAGAUA
Messenger RNA from Loxodonta africana (African savanna elephant), 4881 nucleotides. RefSeq names its product AGBL carboxypeptidase 5 (gene AGBL5). Gene Ontology annotation, molecular function: zinc ion binding; metallocarboxypeptidase activity. Bases 2304 to 4769 code for a protein of 821 amino acids. The transcript is spliced from 13 exons. Gene Ontology annotation, biological process: protein deglutamylation; proteolysis. NCBI's taxonomy places the organism in Eukaryota, Metazoa, Chordata, Mammalia, Proboscidea, Elephantidae. The record is from RefSeq and is a predicted model, not a curated record.